Molecule: messenger RNA, 5610 nt
Organism: Pelmatolapia mariae (spotted tilapia)
Lineage: Eukaryota; Metazoa; Chordata; Actinopteri; Cichliformes; Cichlidae
Product: zinc finger protein 239-like
Exons: 7
Coding region: 2081-3034 (317 amino acids)
Source: RefSeq, a predicted model, not a curated record
GGGCGGAGUAAAGUGUACCGCAGAGGAGACGAGCAGAGAGAGCUCCUUUUUCAUGAAACGGGAGUAAAGUACUGAACUUUGAGGAGAGAAAAAAACCGAAGUAUCGAUCAUAUACCACUACCAACGUUUGUAUCGAUAUCUGCAUCCAUCUGCCCACCCUUAUCUCCUGGCUAGUAGCUGAGAUCAGCGUGAACCACGUCGGUCUCUGCUCCCUGAUCUGUUUCCUGUGUUUGGAAAGAGUUCCAGCUUCAUCACGGAGUUUCUCUCGGUUUGUGGGCUCAUCUAAAGCUGAGUAACAGGAGGAGAAGAGUCUGGUGGAGCAGCAGAGGAACAAUUUCAGCCAUUUGGACUCAGCUCAGCCACUACAGAGGAAACAAUGACUUCAACACAAAUGGACCAACAUGGAGCAAGAAGUCAGCGCUCUCAGAAGGCCGACAAACCUCACAGAAGAAAAGAAGAGAAAAAAUACAGCUGUGAUGAGUGUGGGAAGGAUUUUACUGGGGCUGGACACUUAAAAAGACACCAACUCAUCCACAGUGGAGUUAAACCGUACUGUUGUGAGUUCUGUGGAAAGCCUUUUGCCCAGGCUGCAGACUUAAAAUCACACCAACUCAUCCACAUUGGAGUUAAAGCGUACAAAUGUGACUUGUGUGAAAAGUCUUUUACCCAUCCUGGAAGCCUAAAAAGACAUCAACUCAUCCACAGUGGAGUUAAAGCAUACAGAUGUGACUUGUGUGGAAAGUCUUUUACCCAUCUUGAAAGCUUAAAAAUACACCAAGUAACCCACAGUGGAGUUAAAGCGCACAACUGUGACUUGUGUGGAAAGUCUUUUAGCCAGGCUGGAAGCUUAAAAAAACACCAACUCAUCCACAGUGGAAUUAAGCCGUACAGCUGUAAGUUGUGUGGAAAAUCAUUUGCUCAGUCCCAAAACUUAAAAAAACAUCAAGUUACCCACUCUGGAAUUAAGGCGUACAGCUGUGACAUUUGUGGAAAAACUUUCAGACAUGUAGGGUACAGAAAUAUUCACCUACGGAUUCACACUGGCAAUGAUGUUUACUGCUGUGAUCAGUGUGGCAAACUGUUUACAACAGAUGCACAGUUACAAAGCCACAUGUUUACCCACACUGAGGAGAGACCUUAUAAAUGUGACCUGUGCAAUAAGGCUUUUAAAGAGCCAAGUUCCCUGAAAAAGCACCAACAGAUCCACACGAGAAAAAAACUCUACAAGUGCAGUUACUGUGAGAAGCAGAGCGACACAGAUGGAUCCAGUUCUCAACCCUGUCGUCAGUGUGGUGGUGGGAAAGACUUUCGCUGUGACCUUUGUGGAAAAACGUUCAGCCAUCACCGAAGUCUAGAACUACAUCAACGUAGACACACUGGAGACAAAAUGAACUACUGCAAAGAAUGUGGAAGAGGCUUCCCCACGCCAAGUAUAUUAAAAAUACAUGAACUUAUUCACAGCGGGGUUAAAAAGCACGUCUGUGACCAGUGUGGGUCAUCCUUCACCACUGCAGGUCACCUUAAAAGUCAUAAACAAGUCCACACAGGAGAGAAACCAUACAAGUGCAGACACUGUGACAGAAGCUUCUCGUGUUCAACUAGUCGUAACAAUCAUGAGAGUACACACAUGGAAGAGAAAUUCAGCUGUGACCAGUGUGACAAGACCUUCAAGAAUAGCAGUUCAUACUCCAAACACAAACGAUACCAUGCUGUAAAUAAACUGUUUCACUGUUACCAGUGUGCAAAAGCAUUCACUUCAUUAUCUGCUCUGUGCAAUCAUCAGCGUGAUCAUGCAGACCUGAAGUCUCUGGAUCACAAUGAAUCUGAAGAGACAGAAAAUUCCUGUUUGCAGGGUCAGACUUCAAAACCUUGAGAUCAGGCUCCACAGAGUUCAGCUGAUUUCACACUUGCAUCUGAUGAGUUAGCUCUUAUUUCCGGACCUGCAGUGAGUAAUCCUGAAUGUUACACUCAGGAAGCUGAAAUUAUAAAUAUCUGAGUAACAGGAGGAGAAGAGUCUGGUGGAGCAGCAGAGGAACAAUUUCAGCCAUUUGGACUCAGCUCAGCCACUACAGAGGAAACAAUGACUUCAACACAGGAGGACCAACAUGGAGCGAGAAGUCAGCGCUCUCAGGAGGCCGACAAACCUCACAGAAGACAGAGGGAGAAAAAAUACAGCUGUGAUGAGUGUGGGAAGGAUUUUAGCCAUCCUAAAAACUUGAAACCCCACCAACUCAUACACAGAGGAAUUAAAUCGUACAGCUGUGCAGAGUGUGGAAAAUCUUUUACCCAGGCUGGACACUUAAAAACACACCAAAUCAUCCACAGUGGAGUUAAACCAUACAUCUGUGACUUAUGUGGAAAUUCUUUUACUCAGGCUGGAAGUUUAAAAACACACAAAUUCAUUCACAGUGGAGUUAAACCGUUCAGGUGUGAUUUGUGUGGAAAGUCUUUUACCCAUCUUGGAAGCUUGAAAACACACCAGCUUAUCCACAGUGGCAUUAAAGCGUACAGCUGUGACUUGUGUGGAAAAUCUUUUAGCCAACCUGGACACUUAAAAACACACCAACUCAUCCACAGUGGAGUUAAAGCACACAGCUGUGAGUUGUGUGGUAAAGCUUUUACGCGCAGUAGCCACUUAAGAAGCCAUCAAGUUACCCACUCUGGAAUCAAGGCGUACAGCUGUGACAUUUGUGGAAAAAAUUUUGGCCAGCCAGGGCACCGAAAUAUUCACGUACGGAUUCACACCAAAAAUGAUUUUUGCUUCUGUGAUCAGUGUGGCAAACUGUUUGUGACACACAAAGACUUACAGCAGCACAUGUUUACCCACACUGAGGAGAGACCUUAUAAAUGUGACCUAUGCGUAAAGGCUUUCAAAGAGCCACGUUCCCUAAGAGUCCACCAACAGAUUCAUAUCAGAAAGAAACUCUACAAGUGCAGUUACUGUGAGAAGCAGAGCGACACAGAUGGAUCCAGUUCUCAACCCUGUCAUCACUGUGGUGGUGGGAAAGUGUGUUGUUGCGUUGUUUGUGCAUAACAUUUCAAACAUCAAGAGAGCCUAAAACCACAUCAAUGUAGACACACUGGAGACAAAAUGAACUACUUCAACGAAUGUGGAAGAGGCUUCCCCACAUCAAGUCAAUUAAUAAAGAAGCAAUUAACCAUAAAGCACUAUCUCCUUCACACUGGUAUUCAAAAGCACCUUUGUGACCAGUGUCAGUCAUCCUUCAUUACUGCACGUGACCUUAAAGUGCAUAAAUGAGUCCACACAAGAGAGAAACCAUACAAGUGCAGACACUGUGACAGAAGCCUCUUACAAUCGGCUCAUUGUAAACUUCAUGAGAUUACACACAUUGAAGGGAACCUGCAAAGGAAGAAUUUCAUGGCUCUGAGUAACCAUUUGGUUUUUUGAGAUGUAUAUGAACAAUAAACUUCCUGAAUCUUGAAUGUAGAGUCCAUCAGAACACAGAAUUAUUUUUCAAAUAUAUUUACGACUUAAUUUAAACAGAAUGUGGGAGAGGCUUCCCCAAACCAAGUGAAUUAAAAAAACAUGAACUGAUCUCAAGUGGGGUUAAAAAUCACCUCUGUUCUCUGGGCUUUACUUUCAUGCAAUACCAGUUUGUACCAGAAGAUGGAGCAGUGAGUUAGUGUAACCUCUUAUUCACAGUGGCAACAAAGUACUGAUGGGAAUUCCAUCUCUUUCUAGGGAACUGGCUCUUUUGGCUCAGCUCACUAAAAAGAUUACCGGAUCCCAACUGGCUCUUCAGGUUGUUUUGUUGCUUUAAUUAAUUUAUCAUUAUCAAUGAUAUAACGUUAUGUACAAAAGGAAUUACUAAUGUUAAAAACAAAACGUGGUUUUAUUUAUAUAUGUUUAUAUAUAAAUAUAUGCGGUGGCCCCUAGAGACAAAGCACGUACAAACUCCAAAACACAUGUCUAGCAUUAACUGAACUUCCAAAACAGAGCUACCUAGAUCACUUAAAUUACACAGUUGAAAGCAUAUGUGUAUUGUUUGUGUAUUUAUACACAAGCACUCAUAUAUAUUCAAAUAAUUCAAAAAAAUGUUAAUUUACCUGUUACUACCACACACCAAAUCUGGUCAUUGGUACUUGCUGGCUUGUGUAGCCACUAGGUAACAAAAGCUCAACACUGCGCCUAGCAUCCUGGAGCACUUCUGUUGUCUUUUGUACGUGUUUUGGAGGUUUUACGUGCUUCGGAGUUUGUACGUGUUUUGGAGUUUGUACGUGUUUUGGAGUUUGUACGUGUUUUGGAGUUUUUACGUGUUUUGGAGUUUGUACGUGCUUUGUCUCUAGGGGCCACCGUAAAUAUGCUUUUAUUUAUUCACUCCACAUAAAAUGUAAUAAAUAAAUCAUAUAAUACAAAAAACAACUAUUUACAUUUCAACUUUUAACUAUUUAAAUUUUCAACUUUUUCCAUUUAAACACAUUUAAAGUGAAACAACACAAAACACUGCAAACUACAAUACAAUUAAAUAUAAAUUAAAAUAUGCAAAAGAAAAGAAGAUGCACAUUCCCUGUCAUAUGGGCCUGCAUGAAUAAACUUUCUGAAUCCUUUAUCAUCCGCAACUGAAAAUAGUUGAUUUGAUGAUUACUGUACCUUUCUAAUGUGACGUUGUUGUCCCUGGCUCACUUUCUCUAUGGCUGUAUCCCAAUUCAGGUUCUGCAGCCUUAAUGGUCCACAAGGGCCGCGUACUCAAAGACCACUAAGGCCGGAAGUGCGAGGCUUGUAGGCUUGUGAAAUGGGACGGUCUAGCCUCCGUCGUGCUGCCCAGGUUGCCUAGCAACAGCUUUGUUUGACAGAAAUGAAGGAGAACAUAUUUUGUUCAUUUGUUCAUUUGUUUCUACAUGAGCUUUGUGUGAUUUGAUAAGUAUCUGAGGCUGAGACCACAGGACUGUAAAACAUGAUUGUUGGGCUUCAUUUCUGUACUGAACAGUCAUUUUAAGAUUAGUUAGUAAAAAACAAUUAGCUAAUGUUGUUCUUCAGACUAAAGUCAGUGUAAAUAUAAUAUGACCAAUAUUAUAGUUUUUAUAUUAAUCAUUAUUAGUUAUUACAGCAGUGAACUUGAACUCUCAAAUCAAAUCACUUUUAUUGUCACAUCACAUGUGCAGGUACAGCACAUGUGAGUGAAAUUCAUGUGAGUGAACUCUGUGUCAAAUAUUGAGCUUCAGUAAAGAUUCAAGUUGCAGUUAUUUAUAUUUCCCAUCACCUUAGAUGUAUAGAUGUAUUAUAUAUAAGAGACAAAUAUUGUUUGUUUAAUAUGUUGGCAUUAUUACAUUUGGCUCAAUGCUUACAUAUAUGUAUAAAAAGAAAAUGUACGAGCUGUGAAAACUGUUUCUAAUAGAAUGAAGAGUAGACUGAUAUAUUAAAUAUUCCUUUAUUGGGUGAGAAAAUCAGACCAUGUCAUAACUGCUUUAAGUCAUACAGAAUAGAUAUCAGAGCCUUAAACAGGCUGACUUCUGCUAAAUGGGUCAAACUGGGCAGAAAGUAAACAAACACAUAACAUCCUUAUAGAAUAUGAUGUAACACUAUAGAUCAACUUACCUCAGAAUAUAUAAAGCAUAUAAACAAUUACAGCAAUAUGAUGCAACAAACAC